Molecule: messenger RNA, 1301 nt
Organism: Nyctereutes procyonoides (raccoon dog)
Lineage: Eukaryota; Metazoa; Chordata; Mammalia; Carnivora; Canidae
Gene: ICAM2
Product: intercellular adhesion molecule 2
Exons: 5
Coding region: 119-1114 (331 amino acids)
Biological process (GO): cell-cell adhesion
Cellular component (GO): membrane
Molecular function (GO): integrin binding
Source: RefSeq, a predicted model, not a curated record
CAUCUCUCUCCAGGAGGCCUUCGGCUGUUCCCAGUGAGCCCGUGGACACCACUCAAGAUGUCCCCUUUUGGUUGCUGGGGCCUGCCCGCCGCCCUCCUUGCCCUGUUCUGCUGCCCAGAUGCGGCCCAGGGACAGCAGAGGCCCGCAGAGGACAUUGCCUUUUGACUGCCGUCAAAGGGAAACCAGAUCCUCUUCCAGUGGGUCAGGGGACUGUGAAGAAAAAUGCUACCACGCCCUGAGCACUCUGUUUUGGACAACCUGCUGGUGCUUUUCAAGCGCUAGCUCACCACAACCCUGCAGGAAAGGGAUUACUAGCCCAUUUGACAGACGAAGAAACAGGUUCAGAGAGAGAAAGCACCUGGCCCAGCGUCACACAGCUGGGUCUGGUGAGGUGUUCAAGGUACACACGUAUCCAGAGCAGCUGGUGGUGAAGACCGGAGAGUCUCAGCUCAUCAACUGCAGUACCAGCUGUGUCCAGCCUGAGGCCGGGGGUCUGGAGACCAUCCUAGCCAAGACUCUGAAGAAGUCCGGAACUCAGUGGAUGGAGUACUUGGUCUCCAACAUCUCGCAAGACACAAUCAUCUACUGCUACUUCACCUGCUUCGGGGAGCAGAGGCUGACGAGUCUCAACGUCAGCGUGUUCUACCCUCCAACGCAAGUGCUGCUGAAGCUGCAGCCCACUUGGGUGGCUGUGGGGAGACCCUUCACCAUCAAGUGCCACGUGCCAGCCGUGAAACCCCUUGAGAGCCUCACUCUCAUGCUGCUCCGCGGCCAGGAGGUGCUGCACAACCAGACCUUUUGGGGAACGACGGAUGGUACCCAGGGAGCCACAGCCACGCACAACAUCACGGCUCACAGGGAAGACGGCCUCCACAGCUUCUCCUGCCAGGCCAUCCUGGAUCUGCGGUCUCUCGGUGGGAACAUCAUUCACAAUGUUUCAGAGCCACAGAUGCUCAAGGUCUACGAGCCGAGGCCAGACAACCAGAUGGUCGUCAUCAUCUCAGUGGUAUCGGUGCUGCUGUUCUUGUUUGUGACAUCCAUCCUCCUGUGCUUUGUCUUGGGCCAGCACUGGCGCCAGAGGCGGAUGGGCAUCUACGGGGUACAAGGUGCUUAAGCGGGGCCUAAGUCGGACCUACUGGGCACAGCCUACAUGAGUGGCAUGGCCACCACCACAGCAGCCACUGGAACUCAGUGUGACUCCUCAGGAUUGUGGCCCAGCCCUGGCUGUAGGACUGAAAUGAGCAGCAGAGGACUUUGGGGUCAUUUCUUUUUCUAGUCUGAAUAUAAACACCUGGACUUAA